Drosophila novamexicana is the source of this 1171-nucleotide messenger RNA. It is a transcript of the gene Arc2, whose product is annotated as activity-regulated cytoskeleton associated protein 2. The transcript has a single exon. The coding region runs from base 135 to 722 and encodes 195 amino acids. The record is from RefSeq and is a predicted model, not a curated record. Lineage: Eukaryota; Metazoa; Arthropoda; Insecta; Diptera; Drosophilidae.
AACUGUUUUUAUUUCACAACGAAAAAAGCUCAAGACGGCGGCCAUAAUUCUGUCUAGUUUAUUUGUUGGCAGCAGCGAAGCAGCUGCGUUUUGUUUAUUUAUUCUCGUCGGAAUCAAAGCCUUGCUCUGGCGAAAUGACGCAGUUGUCGGACGAACAGUUUCGCAUACUCAUCGAAACCAUCAAAUCUUUGGCACCCCAGAAUGAUGAAAAAGAGCAGCACUCAAAGGGCAGCUUUAGCAAUUGUAUGGCCCAAUUUAGCGGGCAGCGGGACCACGACGCCGUCGAGGUGUUCAUAACGGCAGUGGAAACGUACAAGGAGGUGGAGGGCAUCAGCGACAAGGACGCGCUGAAAGGCAUCACGCUGCUGUUCCACGGUAUUGCCGUUGUCUGGUGGAAGGGCGUGCGGCGCAAUGUCAAGACCUGGCAAGAUGCACUGCAGCUGCUGCGUGAUCACUUCUCGCCCACCAAGCCCGCCUAUCAAAUCUACAUGGAGAUCUUCGAAACGAAGCAGACGACGGGAGAAGUGAUCGAUGCCUUUAUUUGCAAGCAACGCGCUCUGCUGGCCAAGCUGCCGGACGGGCGGCACGACGAGGAGACCGAGCUGGACUUCGUCUACGGCCUAAUGCUGCAAAAGUACAGAGAACACAUACCACGACAUGAGAUCAAAAACUUCCGAGAGCUGCUCGAGCGUGGCCGCAACGUGGAGCGCAUGAGGCACUGAAAUGUAGCUUUAUUUAGGAAUAUUCUUUUAAUUUUAAAAAUAUAAAUACAGUAAAAUCUUAGAUAUAUGCCUUAGAAGGUUUAUGCAGGAACAAACAGAACUGAGCUCAAAGAAUUCAAAAUUGAGAAUUAAGAAAACAAAAUGUUUUUGAUUUCUGGAAUAAAACAACAAAGCAUUUUCCUCUCGAAGAUUAGAUACCCUGUCAGAAUUGUGAUCCAAUGUUUCUAUACAAAAACUAUUCCACUAUAAGAGUUAUAUAUCUAGAUUUGAAGCGAACGAGUUAAUUCUCGUUCUGAGCAUAAAUUACUUUAAUCUUUAAUAGAUUUGUUUUUUCUGUCAGAAAGUUUAUUUGAUUUGCCUUUUUUAAUUCGGGUUUCCCCAUAAUAAUAUAAACUGAGAAAUCUUUUAGCAGUAUUUGAUUGUGCUAUCUCGCCUGCCGCAGCUGAUGU